AUGGUCCUGAGCGGACUCAUCCGGAAACUCGGUCAUCAGCUGGAGGAGAUCAGGGAGCGCGCCCUGCGGAACAUCCUUUGCAAGGUAGAGCACAACUUAAUCUGCUGUGCGGACCUGGUUCAGGAGCGGCAGCUUUUCCUCCAUCUGCUGGAAUGGUUCAACUUCCCAUCCGUUCCCAUGAAAGAAGAGGCUCUCAACCUGUUGAACACUUUAGUUAAGCACCCCCCUGCCAUCCAGCAUCUGCUUGACCUUGGAGCGGUAGAGUUCCUGUCUAAGCUUCGUUCUAACCUGGAGCCAGAUCUGCAGGCUGCCGUGGAUGGCGUUCUGGACGGACUGUUUGUCCUUCCUUCAGAAGUCCCUGCACUGCAUUCUACAUCUUACCCAGUCGACCCAACGGGUUUUUCACAAGAAGCGGAAAUCUUGACGGGAUAUUUUCCUCAGGACAAAAGUUGUCUCCCGCAGGUGGAUGUACCUCCACAGCCAGUGGGAAGCCGGACCGUGAAGUGUUUGAAGUUUUCUGUGUUUCCUUGGCUGCCCCUGACCAUGACAGAUCGCCAUAUUCUUUCCUCUAACGAAAGCUCAUUACGAAGUAACAACCACACUUUAAUCUGGAAUACCUGUGAACUCUUGAAGGAUGUGAUCAUGCAAGAUUUUCCUGCAGAGAUUUUCCUUCAAAGGCCCCAGAUUGUCCAGGGCCUGCUGACUCUGCUGAAGCUGGCACUGGAAGGCACCGGGAAGCAUCGUCUGGCUCUGCGUUCCGCGUCCUGCCUGCAGCAGCUGUGCAUCAACCUGAGGAGCAGACUCAACUUUCUCCGAGACCCAGGCUUUUUCUCUAGUAAACAAGACACAGUUUCCCAGAGUUCCUCUUUGUCUUACUGUCAUGAAGCCCAGGGUGCUCAUCAUUCGCAGAACCCGUCCCCAGGAAGCAGCAGCCCCCGACCCUCUGUGGCAGGGCGCACUGGCCAGCGUCCUCGAGGGGACGGCCAGGAUUGGGAUGCCGUAUCUUCCAGCGGGAGCAGUGGUCACGCUCACGUCCACUCCAGGAUGUCUGUCCCUUCUCCCCUGGACAUGGGGCACGUGGACCUGCCGGAGCUGGGGGCCGAGGACACGCUGGGCUUGCAGCUGCUGCAGCUAAGUGUCCCCCAGUUCUGUGUGUCUGUCCUGGAGGCGGCUGUACCUCUCCUGAGGACAGGUAGCAGACUAGUGAUAAUCAGAGUCCUGGAACUGCUUGCUGAGGACCUCGUGCUGAUUGGUGAUACGAUUUCCGUAGAUAUCUGGGACGACAGCUGUCUCUUUGCUAUAGAUAUGAAGGAGAAGCUGCUGACGAUAUUGGAGUCACUGGGGGAGACCAUAUGCCACCAUCAGAGCAGGGUCAAUGUGGAGCAGCCGGAGGCCGUCCAGGGGCACCACAGGAUGGUCUUCGUCAGCAUCUCACUCUUCACUGUGCGCCUCUUGCAAACGCUGCUGCCCGUGGAAAAGGCACACCAGUUUUUACCAGAACCUCUGUCAGCGGCAUUAUUCCUCCUGGCUCUGGACAUGCCUUUUUCUCUGGAAUAUCCAAACAUGAACGAAGCUGUGGUGGCCUACUUGGAACAGCUGAAUUCUGAAAACUACAGCGUUUACAGAAGGGCUGCGGAGGCUGUUUAUUCCAUUGAGUGUGCCUGCAGCUUCAUGGCUGACGUUGCCAAGGAGGGAGAGAAGAAUCUCUUAGAACUGCUGGAGCUCGCUGACCAGGCCUUGCGGAGUUUUCCUUUCCAUCGGCAUUUCCCCCUAAUAAAGGAGGUCAUCUGCAUUUGUUCAAAGAUCGAGAAAUCGGCCCAGGCCAGCCCGUUACUGCGCGGAGAGGGUCAGAAGGUACUCCUGCGCUGCUUGUCUCACCCAAUGCUGAAAGUGAAAGUCGAAACUUACCGUGCCUGUCUGGAGGUUGUUAAGGAAUGCUUGGGUGUCUGUAACGCCACCAAACCUGUGUCUUCAGUCUGUAACGGGAUCCAUUUCCUCCUGCAUCCCAAAGUGCUGUAUGAAAUCUCCACGUUUGGCAUUCAAGAACCCCAAAAUGAGGUGAACGCCACCGCCAAGGCCAUUCUGAUGUACCUGCUGCAGGGACGCCUGAUGAUGGCAGCGUCUACCUGGAACAAGUUGGUCGAGUCUCUCUGCCCUGUGCUCCCCGUGCUGCAGGGCUAUGCGGACCCAGAGGACACCUUGGGCAGCUGCAUUCUCCUGCUGAGCAGAGCGGGUCCUGAGGCCAGAGAAGGGCCGCUCCCUUACACGGCCUGGCUCAGGUCUGUGCUGAGGCUCCUACUGGUGAAGAAGCCAGCGGUCCGCUCCCUUGCAGUAAAACUGUUAGCAGUUCACCUUACAAAUGAAGAUGAGGCUGACGUGAAACGUCCUUUCAUUGAUGCCAAAGUUCUCUCCAGAGUUACUAAUUUAUUUAUAGUGAAAAAGCCCAUUGAACUCAAACUGGACGACAGAAGAGAAAUGAUUAUUAAGGUGGAGAUGGUUGAGAAAGUCUCUGAAGUUUUUACCUCAGAUGGCGUAGACUUUGCUCUGAGAAGGCCAGCCGCAGAGCAGUUAGCUGUGAUUCUACAAGAUAUUAAAAUGCAUGCUGUGGUGAAGAAACUAUGCUUAAUUGACAAGAUAAUUGAGUAUUUAAACAGAUGUGUGUGUCAAGAUGGACAGGUUAUAGAAUGUAUAAUCCAGCCGAGCCUCACCCUCUUCCGAAAAGUGCUGUGUGCCGACCCCGCUCUGCGCGCCUCCUUCUCACAAAGGUCCAGUCUGCUGAGCCUGUUGCUCAGAGUUGCCUUGAUAUUCCAUGAAGAUUGUGCCGUUGUGACUGAAGUAGGAGCAGUAGUCUGUCUUCUGUUAUUUGAUGAAGUAUCCAGAAUGGACGUGUGGUCUGGGAGCCCCCCUAGCCAGCCUCCGCCAGCUGUCUUCAGUCUGCCUCUUUCAGUGAUUAGAAGGUAUCAUCUCUCCGUCCUGGUCCGUGGUCAUCAUGCUGUGAGUCCACACACCAUCGUCUUGCCUCUGUCUGCUGAAUGUCUGGCCCUCGAGCCAGUGUCAGGCAUGCUGAGAGUCGCUUGGAACCUGUCAUGGUAUCAUGGGAUUGACAAUCUGUGGAAACAGAUGAACCAGGACACUGAGACCCAAGAAUUUGGAGACACAUUGAAGUUGUCUGCCGAGGACGUCCUCACGCUGAAGCUGACACACACAGCCAGUGGCCUGCAGGACUGCCUGCGUGCCAUCGUCCAGGCUGCAGCCCACAGGGAGGUCAGGGCUGCCAUCACCAGGAUGAGCUCUUACCUUCUCAACGACAGGCUGGCUUUCAGGAGCAGCGCUGGGCUGUGUGGGGCAACCAUCAACUCCUUGGCUUGGCACAGCGCGCUGACCAGGUUUCUGCAAGUGCUUCCUGCUUGCACUGAGGAUGAGAAGCUGCUAAUAGAUGUUGUACAGUUUGUAAACGAGUUAAUGAAGGAACAAAGGAAAAAUGCAUCAGUAGAAUUUCUCAGUUGGAUUCUAGAAUUACUUCUUAGACAUGGUCCAAACCCACUGUUAGACCUGCUGGUUCCGACAGAAUCACAGGCUCGAGAAGAAGUAGACGAGGUCGGGGCUGCCGUACGGCAGCAGCUUCAGAAAGAACUGAUCACCCUGUUCAACACCUUGUUGCUUACCUUCUCUGCCGUCACUGACAGGAAGUGCUUGGAGCUUCUGCGAGUUUUCCGCACACAGCUGGCUCUCAGACUGCUGCAGUGUCUGCGGGUGACGGACGCCCCCCACUUCUAUGGCCUGCCUUCACUGGAGCGGACCCUGCGGGGCAUGGUGCAUGUCACGGCGACCCCGGGCUGGAGCGCCCACUCUCCACUAACAAAGCCGCUUGACAUCUGUGCCAAGUACUUGUCAGGUCUUCUGGAGGUGAUUACCUCAUUUUACGUGGAGCGUGGUGGGAACGCAAUGUCCUUCAUGGGGAGGGGCGUCACGAAGAGCACGGUGCUGUGUCUGCUUCACUUGUCCCACGAGAUGAUGACCCAGGCCCGCCGCACGGACUGGAUGUCUCUCUGGUUCCUUCCUCUGGGCAGCCAGAAUGAAGAGCAUGUUUCUACUCAACAAGGACUGGCCUGGCUGAUCCCGUUAUGGGUUGAUCGGGACCCAGAGGUGAGAUUCACUUCCCUGGGAUUAGGAUCAGCAUUAACCACCCUUGAAACGGGCUGUAUGGCCUUGGCCAGCAGUUGUCAAAACAUUUCUGGUGGGCUCUGGGGAACGGUGAUGAAUAUUCUUCUGGACCAGUCAGAAUGUAGUAUGGUUCGCCGCGAGGCUGCAUUUAUUCUUCAGAAUCUCCUUGUAAUUCCAAUGCCGACAGAAAUCAUAAAGGAUUAUACCUGGCAGGGCCCCUGCGUCCACGAUGAGGACUCUGGCCUGUCCCUUGUAGGAAAGCCUGCCCUUCAAGCCCUCUUGUACCACUGCCAUUUCUACGAGCAUUUGAGCCAGAUGGUGCAGCACUGUUUCCUGGGACGGUAUAUGUUUGAUUUGAGUAGUUCUGGCCUCGAUGGAGCUACAGGAGACAGUGACUUUAACGGUUUAGAUGACUCAUUCAAGUUCUGGAGGACUCCAUCUACGCUGUCCGGUGCAGAUCAAGAUCCAGUCUCUCUGUCCACCUCGGAAACAACGGUGACGCCUUCCAUGGGGAGCACUGAGGUUCAGACCCUGCUGCCGUCAGCUACACUCACAGCCGAAGCCACACGUGACUGCUUUGUGGUUCCAGGCCAGCGUGCGAUGACUUCACCACAGCCACCUCGUGACUCCUCCUUCUCAGCACUUCUGCCGACACAGCACGUCUGGGUCACUCCCUCCCUGCUCUCGGCCAUGUGCAGCCUCUUAGACAACCUCUUGGUGAUUGCUCCAAGGGACACUGCAGAUGCCCUCCAACAGGCCCACAUCCUGGAGCGCCUGUGUAGUCUUGCAGAUUCCACCUUUAUAGAAAAGUGUGUCCAGGAACUCAGGACGCAUCUGCCUUCCUCUUCUCCUGCUGAGCACAUUCAGGCCCAGGUCUCAUUCCUCCUGGAGUGCCUGUCGUCCGUGGCCCGGCUACUGCAGUCCUGCUUGCUGGUGGACCCGGACCUCGUGGGUCGGGACCAGCUUCUGAGACCACUGCUCGCCAACAUUGUCCGGGUUCUCACCAUGUGCACCAAAGACCUGUCAGAUGCAGAGCUGGUACUGGCUUUCCGUCACACCUGGACACAUUUGUUUAACCUCCUGGCGGCACUGCUGAGAAGAGCGGGGGGCGUGUCUCUCCCAGCUGUCACAGAGGCGCUGGCCAGGCACUGGGCGGCAGUGACCGAUACGCUCUGCAUGUGUGUGGGGCUGUCUGCCACGUGCCCUACGCUCCAUACUGCCAGCCUGCAGUUCCUGUCUGUUCUCCUGACUGAAGAAGCUAAGCGACGUCUCCGGAGUAAGGAGGAGACCCAUCCCUGCCACAGUCCCACGGUGACUUCGCUUCUGGAUAAGACUAAGGAAAACCAGAAAUCACUAGAGCAGCUGAGUGAAGCAGUUCUUCAGUGCUAUGAAGGGAAGUCCUCCAGAGAUCCCCUGAAAGGAGUUGCUGCCCGGACCUUACUGUCACUCCUGGCCGUCAGCAGAAGGGCCCAGAGACACGCUCUUAAAGCUGGUCUCAUAGACAGUUGCAUGGAGCAGAUGAAGCAUAUUUACGCACAACUGAACCUACAGUCUCUGAGACCUGGGAAAGCAGCCCUGAAAAAAAAGGAGGACGGUUUCAUUAGAGAGUUAAGCACCGCCAUGCAGCUUCUGAGAAACUGUCUCUAUCAAAAUGAAGAGUGUAAAGAAGCGGCUCUUGAAGCUCAUCUUGUCCCUGUCUUGCACUCUCUGUGGCCGUGGUUUCUGAUGGAUGACUCACUCAUGCAGGUCGUCCUCCAGCUGCUUUGUGUCUACACCGCAAAUUACCCCAGUGGUUGCAGCUCUCUUUGUUGGGCCCCUUCUGCUCAGUACCCCGUCCAGCCUGCUUGCAGAGGGCCUCCCAGCAGCUCCCUGAUGGUCUGCAUCAUCAAGUUGGUGUCCCACAUGCCUCUGGAGAACAGUGCCAUCCAGCAGACGGCCUUCCUCUUCCUCUCCAACCUCGCCUUGUCCCACGAUUGCAAAGGGGUCCUUCAGAAGAGCAACUUCUUACAGAACUUUCUGUCUGUGGCCUUGCCGAAAGGAGGGAACAAGCAUCUCAGUCACGUGGCCACCCUGUGGCUGAAGCUGCUCCUAAACAUGUCGCUGGGAGAGGACGGGCAGCAGAUGAUCCUGCGGCUGGACGGCGGCCUGGAGCUGCUCACUGAGCUGAGCAAGUUCAAGCACAAGCGCGGGCCCUCCCUCCCUCUCCUCAUCUUUCACAACCUCUGCUUCGGUCCUGCCAACAAGCCCAAGAUACUGGCCAACGAAAAAGUCCUUGGCGUGCUAGCUGCCUGCUUGGAAAGUGAGAAUCAAAAUGCUCAGAGGCUCGGGGCCGCCGCACUGUGGGCCUUGACUCACAAUUCUCAGAAGGCAAGAGCAACUCUGAGGAAUCCAUCAAUAAAGAGAAGAGUGGACGAAGCCUAUUCCUUAGCAAGGAAAACCUUCUCUGAUGCCCAGGAACACUCGCUCAGUGCCUACUACCUGCUGUGUCUGGAGAACCUCGUGCAGCUGCUCGCCUCCUCCUGA
This is a messenger RNA of Chrysochloris asiatica (Cape golden mole), 6687 nucleotides long. RefSeq names its product rotatin (gene RTTN). Gene Ontology annotation, biological process: centriole replication; ciliary basal body organization; centriole-centriole cohesion. The record is from RefSeq and is a predicted model, not a curated record. Gene Ontology annotation, cellular component: centriole; centrosome; ciliary basal body. NCBI's taxonomy places the organism in Eukaryota, Metazoa, Chordata, Mammalia, Afrosoricida, Chrysochloridae. The coding region runs from base 1 to 6687 and encodes 2228 amino acids. The transcript is spliced from 49 exons.